Molecule: messenger RNA, 184 nt
Organism: Trichoderma atroviride IMI 206040
Lineage: Eukaryota; Fungi; Ascomycota; Sordariomycetes; Hypocreales; Hypocreaceae
Source: RefSeq, a predicted model, not a curated record
UGCCACCGCCAUGGCCCAGACCGGCGGUCACGCUUCUCCCACCAACGGCACCAGCGUCACCGGCACUGGCAAGCCCACCUCUGCUCCCACCAACGGCGCCAACUCCCUGAGCCAGAACGUCCUCCUCGGCGUCGGCGCUGCUGCCGUCCUCGCUGCCGCCCUCUAAGCGACUUAUCAACCAGAC